Messenger RNA from Lindgomyces ingoldianus, 1066 nucleotides. RefSeq lists its product as uncharacterized. The transcript has 4 exons. Gene Ontology annotation, molecular function: phosphatase activity. The record is from RefSeq and is a predicted model, not a curated record. Lineage: Eukaryota; Fungi; Ascomycota; Dothideomycetes; Pleosporales; Lindgomycetaceae. Bases 115 to 936 code for a protein of 273 amino acids.
CGAAAAUCCAGCAUAAAACUUUCUUUCAACCUCAUCCUUCGUUUCUCGAAAUUUUCCUAUUGUUGUUAUUGGUACAAAAUUUGGUGACGUAUUGCCCUCGAGAACGUAUUCAAGAUGGGUGUCCAAUCCGCGAUCGAACUUCCGGCUAUGAAAACUAGCCCACAAUUCAUUUUCUUUACUGAUUUCGAUGGCACGGUUACGCUGCAGGACAGCAAUGACUUCAUGACCGACAACAUUGGCUACGGCCGUGAAAAGCGGCGCCAAGGUAAUAUCGACACUCUUGCAGACAAGAUUACCUUUCGGGACUCAUUCCGGGAAAUGAUGGACAGCGUGACCAAGCCGUACAACGAAUGCAUUCAGUUCCUUGUCGACAACAUCAAAUUGGACCCCUAUUUCGCCGAGUUCUUCCAGUGGAGUUUAGCGAACAAUAUGCCUGUUGUUGUUCUCUCCUCGGGCAUGGAACCCAUCAUCAAAGCCCUUUUGAAGAAGCUUAUUGGCCCCGAUGCGGAGAAUAUGCAGGUAAUCGGGAAUUAUGUGAAAGCUAGGCCUGGGAAGAGCAUUGAUGAGGAAGGGGGUUGGCAGAUCCAGUUUCACCACCCCGAGUCUGGGUUUGGGCAUGAUAAGAGCGUGACUUUGAGGAAAUACUCCUCACUGCCAGAGGAUAUUCGACCAACUAUGUUCUACGCUGGGGACGGAGUUUCAGAUCUGUCUGCUGCUCGGGAGACGGAUUUGCUCUUCGCAAAGAAGGGGCACGAUCUCAUCUCGUAUUGCGCCAGGGAGAACGUGCCAUUCACGGUGUUUGAGGAUUGGUCUUCGAUCCUAGAGAAGUGCAAGGAGAUCGCUGCGGGCAAGACCACGGUUCAAGAGGCUGCUCAUGAGGGCUACGAGGCGUACAAAGCUGGAGCUGCUGGUGUUGAGCCUGCCGCUAACAGCUGAGCAAAGUAAACUUUCAGAUGGGCAUUUGAGAGCAGACAUUUUACACAUUUCUUUCUACGAAACCGUAUUUCAGACACAUAUAGACGAUAGAAACCUAACCGGCAUGGUAGCCUAGAAAACACCAAAGCAC